AUGGCUUGGGCUGAUGCAUCGAAGGAGGAUAUUUUAGUGGCAUCUAGAGAGCAAAGGUCCCAUAUUGCACAUAUCAAACAGGCAGCGAUAAGUGGACCUGGAUAUGGGUACAAUGGCCUCUCAGACAGCAGCGGGUUGGCUAUUUUUGCAUACAAAUUACAUCUUGUUAUACAUCAGAGAAGUCACACAGGUGAGAGGCCAUAUUCCUGUUCUGAGUGUGGGAAAUGUUUCGCACACACAUCAUCUCUUGUUACACAUCAGAGAAGUCACACAGGUGAGAAGCCAUAUUCCUGUUCUGAGUGUGGGAAAUGUUUCUCACAGACAUCAGCUCUUGUUACACAUCAGAGAAGUCACACAGGUGAGAAGCCAUAUUCCUGUUCUGAGUGUGGGAAAUGUUUUGCACACACAUCAGGUCUUGUUACACAUCAGAGAAGUCACACAGGUGAGAAGCCAUAUUCCUGUUCUGAGUGUGGGAAAUGUUUCUCACAGACAUCAGCUCUUGUUACACAUCAGAGAAGUCACACAGGUGAGAAGCCAUAUUCCUGUUCUGAAUGUGGGAAAUGUUUCGCACAGACAUCAGCUCUUGUUACACAUCAGAGAAGUCACACAGGUGAGAAGCCGUACUCCUGUUCUGAGUGUGGGAAGUGUUUUGCAUACAAAUCACUUUUAGUUUUUCAUCAGCGUGCUCACACAGGUGAGAGGCCAUUUUCCUGUUCUGAUUGUGGGAAAUGUUUUGCAUUGAAAUCAGAUCUUGUUCCACAUCAGAGAAGUCACACCGGUGAGAAGCCGUAUUCCUGUUCUGAGUGUGGUCAAUGUUUUGCACAGAAAUCGCAUCUUGUUAGACAUGAGAGAAGACACACAGGUGAGAAGUCAUUUUCCUGUUCUGAGUGUGGGAAAUGUUUUGCACAGAAAUCAGAUCUUGUUCCACAUCAGAGAAGUCACACAGGUGAGAAGCCGUAUUCCUGUUCUGAGUGUGGAAAAUGUUUUGUACGGAAAUCAAUUCUUGUUAAACAUCAGCGAUUUCACAGGUGAGAAGCCAUUUUUAUGCUGUGAGAGAAAUAAAUCCGCUCUUGUUGAACAUAUUAGACAUUACCCAAGUACGGAACCAUUUACAUCUUCUGGAGUAUAAUUAUCACUGUCGUCCAAUGUUCCUCAAGGGUCAAUCCUAUCUCCUAAGCUUUAUAAAAGAUACAUACUACCACUGGGUUAUAUAAUCAGACAUCAUGGCCUGGUCUACCACUGCUAUGCAGAUGACCUGCUUUUUGCUCCAUGUACUGAGAACCUAAUACCAAUCCUAAAUGGUUGUCUAGCUGAGCGCCAGGGGUGGAUGAUGCCAGUUGGCUGUGAUUCAGUCUUUGUGAAACAUAAUAGAAGCUCACCAGCAAAGGACAAGACUACAGCUUUACCAACCAUCUGGAUUUAUGCUUUGGUGUUCAGAAUUGCAAAAUACUGAACAUGUGCUGAAUCUUUGUGAUGUCCUGGUUUGUGGCUGACACAGACAUCAGGUAUCCGCCACAUACAAAUCCUCAUUCUUCCAUCUGUGGACCAUAGCCAGAAUCAAGCACUUGAUUCCCUCAGAAGUUCAUAGACUACUGCAAUGCCAUCUACCUGGGUCACCCAGAAAAGAGUUACAGAGCUUGCAGCUAGUACAGAAUGCAGCAGCCAGGCUGUUACCUAACCAGCCCGUUUCUGCCACAUAACACCCAUUCUCUACUCCCUUCACCGGCUGCCUGUAAGAUGGAAAAUCUAUUUCAUAUUUGGCUAACUGACCUUCCCAGCCCAACAUUACAUGGUCCAAGGUACUAGAAGCAGCUUCUGCCUCCUUACUGCCCUGCUUGCUUGUUUCUACAGAUGAAGGACUGUUACGAGCAGUACCAAGAAUCUCCUGUCAUUCAUUUAUGGGUUGAACGUUUAGCUUUGCAGCCCUGACCAUGGAACUCACUGCUUUGCACAGUCCAAGAGACCACCACUCUAGAGACCUUCACAAGCAGACUGGUGACUGUUACUCACGCUUUUCAUUAAUGUACCUCCUAUUUAGUUCCUAAAUAAUACAUCCCAAAUGCUUAGGUCUU
Messenger RNA from Pseudophryne corroboree (corroboree frog), 2072 nucleotides. RefSeq names its product gastrula zinc finger protein XlCGF17.1-like. Bases 1 to 1032 code for a protein of 343 amino acids. Gene Ontology annotation, cellular component: nucleus. Gene Ontology annotation, biological process: regulation of transcription by RNA polymerase II. Lineage: Eukaryota; Metazoa; Chordata; Amphibia; Anura; Myobatrachidae. Gene Ontology annotation, molecular function: DNA-binding transcription factor activity, RNA polymerase II-specific; RNA polymerase II cis-regulatory region sequence-specific DNA binding. The record is from RefSeq and is a predicted model, not a curated record. The transcript has 2 exons.